AUCAGCACCCUCCGGACCAGCGGUUGCCCUUACAACGGAGUAAGCUAGCUGCACGCAGCCACAUUGCGGUACAGCAUUUUCCGCGUUAGCGUUGGCUGUUUUAUAUUUUAUUGCCAGCCGAGGCAUAAUUUUAUCUAUUCCAGUUGAAAAGAAGAAACAGUCGCGUCUGACUCACACAAAGCCGCAGCGAUGACAGGCUCAAAUGAGUACAAGUUGAACCAGGGACCAGAGGACAGCAUCUCUGCUGUCAAGUUCAGCCCCAGCACAACCCAGUUCCUGUUGGUUUCCUCCUGGGACUGCACUGUCCGUCUCUUCGAUGUCGUAACCAACACCAUGCGGAUGAAGUACCAACACACUGCUCCAGUUCUCGACUGUGCUUUUUAUGACCCGACGCAUUCUUGGAGUGGCGGGUUGGAUGCACAAUUGAAAACUCAUGAUUUGAACACAGACCAAGAUACAAUAGUUGGAACACAUGAUGCCCCAAUUCGUUGUGUGGAAUACUGCCCAGAGGUUAAUGUCAUGGUAACGGGGAGCUGGGACAGAUCAGUUCGUCUGUGGGACCCAAGGACGCCCUGCAAUGCUGGCACCUUUACUCAGCCUGAAAAGGUGUAUACCCUCUCUGUGGCUGGAGACAGGCUGAUCGUUGGCACAGCUGGGAGACGAGUCCUGGUGUGGGAUUUGCGGAACAUGGGCUACGUACAGCAAAGAAGAGAGUCCAGUCUCAAGUAUCAGACUCGCUGCAUUAGAGCAUUCCCAAACAAACAGGGCUAUGUCUUGAGUUCAAUCGAGGGACGUGUAGCUGUGGAGUACCUGGACCCAAGCCAGGAGGUUCAGAAGAAGAAGUACGCCUUCAAGUGCCACAGGCUGAAGGAAGAAGGAAUUGAGAAUGUUUACCCUGUCAAUGCCAUCUCAUUUCACAGUGUUCAUAACACCUUUGCCACAGGUGGCUCAGACGGCUUUGUCAACAUCUGGGACCCGUUCAACAAGAAGCGCCUGUGUCAGUUCCACAGGUACCCGACCAGCAUCGCCUCCCUGGCCUUCAAUAACGACGGCACCAUGCUCGCAAUCGCCUCCUCCUAUAUGCACGAGAAGGGAGACAUCAGCCACCCAGAGGACGCCAUCUUCAUUCGCCAAGUCACAGAUGCCGAGACCAAGCCCAAGUCAACUUAAGUCCUCCUUGGACUGGUUCCCUCUGCGUAUGAAGCGUUCAUCACAUAUCGGGUUUAUCUGCUGGCAUCCAGUGUACCAUUACCAUAUUGUUUCCUGUCAUUUCUUUCUCCAGUGUUUGUUUAAAACUUUUCUUCACGCUUCUGACUAUUGUUAAAUAUUUCUUUGUUCUUUGUAUGUUCUGACAUCCAACUAUUGCUUUUUUGACUAAAACUGAUUUAUAUACACCCUUUGUCAUGUUUUCUUGGUCAUAUGACUCAAACAUUUUGUGAUUGUUUUUGUACACUUGCAUUUAAAAUGACACUCAAGCUGUUCGUGAAUCAGUCUUUAGACACUUGCUGUAUAAUAAACAUUUUUAUGUAAAACUUUGA
Molecule: messenger RNA, 1538 nt
Organism: Acanthopagrus latus (yellowfin seabream)
Lineage: Eukaryota; Metazoa; Chordata; Actinopteri; Spariformes; Sparidae
Gene: bub3
Product: BUB3 mitotic checkpoint protein
Exons: 8
Coding region: 190-1170 (326 amino acids)
Biological process (GO): mitotic spindle assembly checkpoint signaling
Cellular component (GO): mitotic checkpoint complex; kinetochore; bub1-bub3 complex
Molecular function (GO): ubiquitin binding
Source: RefSeq, a predicted model, not a curated record